UCCUGCAUACCAAACACUACCUAAAAAAGAACACGCAUCUCCUUUCUUUCUCAACUCCACUUCGCUACACACUCUCCCUCACAAUCCAGGCUUCGCAACUUCGCAUCAACCGUCCCUUGUUUCGCCGGCGGCCACCUUCUUGUUCCGUCCGGCCUUCUCGCUCCGGCCAAGCCCUCGUUCCACUCGCAACGAGCCUCCAUCGUCUCCUCCUUCUAAGGAAAUUGUUGAUGCAGGGGAUGAGGAAGUUGUUUGGUGUUUUAGGUUGCAGUUUUUCAUCUCUAAUAAAGAACCAAUCGAUCAAAAUCUCCACCAAGACAACUCAUAUCAGGAGGCUAUCAGCCAAGUCCACCGGAGACGAAUGGAACGACGCGUGGGAAACAGCAUGGCUCCCUGAUGAUUUAUCGGCCAAAAAUCGAGCACCAUGGGAAACAGAUGUCAAUUUUUCCAUUACCUCUGAUACACCACCCGAUAUGGAUACCGAUACAAAGGCGUUUGUGGAAGAGAUGGCUGAUAAUUGGGAGCAGAGGAGAAAAAAAAGUAAGCGAAAUGAAGAAGAAGAAAGGCUGAUGAAGUUAAAAGAAGAAGGGAAAUCCAUCUACAGUUUGGAGAGUGUGAAGAGGGAUUACAGAGUUAAGAAACAAAGGCUCCAUGCUGGUUUAUGGGUUAAGGAGAUUGAGAAGAUGGAAGAGGCCAAAUUGGCUGAUUCUGCAGCUGAUGAUGAUCUUGACAGAUUUCUCGACACUGCAUCCGAGAUUUUUGAGUCCGGAAGCAGUGAUUUGAACAAGUCAAAAGUUGGAGAUUCUUGGGAUAUGAAAAAUAAACCUGACGGAUGGGAAACAACGGCCAAGGGUGAAGACGGAAACGUGUGGGAGAUGUCCCAAAGAGAAGAAGACAUUCUUGUUCAAGAGUAUGAACGUCGGAUUGCUUUCAGCAAAUUUCAGAUAGCUAGUUUUAUUAAGCAACAUAUAUUCAGUCGAAGGAGACCGAUUGAUGGUUGGAAGUACAUGAUUGAAGAAUUGGGGCCGAAUGCAAGAAGAGGAAGUAAAGGUAGCGUUUCAAGAUUACCGAGUCUUGCUGAUCCAGCCACUCAACCGUUUAAGGAGGACAAGCUACCGAUUUCCACCACUAACACAAGGGGAAGAUAGACUGAAUGCACUAUAAACCUGACGGAAGAUAGACUAAUUUGUAUGGGACUGUGUAUAUGUCACAACCUCCAGAAUCGUUGACUCGACUCCACCACAUCAUGUGCUUGUUGCUGAAGACACUUUAUGGCCUUAACCUGACAAGCUAUCUGCCACCCUUGUCACCUUUGGAUUCACUCAGCGUGUUUCAACCACCUCUCUCUUUGUCUACUAUCGGGAUUCCCUUGUUAUGUACCGGUAUAUGUUAAUAAUAUUACUAUCACCGGGAGUUUUUCGAAUUUUGUGACACAUUUAACUGACUACUUUAUCUUAUAUGCUCAUCUCUCCCUACAGUGAUAUUUACAUGAUCUUAUAUA
This is a messenger RNA of Helianthus annuus (common sunflower), 1498 nucleotides long. RefSeq names its product protein GAMETE CELL DEFECTIVE 1, mitochondrial. NCBI's taxonomy places the organism in Eukaryota, Viridiplantae, Streptophyta, Magnoliopsida, Asterales, Asteraceae. The record is from RefSeq and is a predicted model, not a curated record. The transcript has 4 exons. Bases 228 to 1145 code for a protein of 305 amino acids.